AUGGCAUCGGUACAUCCCUAUCAAAAGCUGCAAAUCGACGAGCGCGUCAAAAGAGUGCUGCUCAAGACGCCCCUAAUCGACGGUCAUAAUGAUCUGCCGCAGCAGCCAAGGGCCAUCUUUCAUGGCCAGAUUCACAAUAAUCCGAAAUUCGAUUUGGAGAAGGGAUUCCAGCGAGGAAUGACCGAUAUUCCUCGCUUGCGUGAAGGUGCUGUCGGCGGCCAAUUCUGGUCUGUCUGUGUUCCCUGUCUAAGGUCUGCGGAGGAUUUCUCAACGGCCGAGUACUCGGAUAUGGCCAGAGACGCGAUUGAGCAGAUUGACUUAACGCUGCGCUUGGUUGAGUCGUACCCCGAUGUCUUUCAGCUUGUCAAUGGGCCUCAGGAUGUGAAGACUAUAUAUGAAUCAGGCAAAAUCGCUUGCUCGAUUGGUAUUGAGGGAUUGCACAUGGCUGGGAAUAGUAUUGGAAUUAUCCGUGCCUUCUAUCGUCUGGGUGUGCGAUAUUGUACUCUUACACAUGUGUGCAACAAUGCUUUUGCGGAUAGCUCUACAUCCAAGGUUGGCCCGGUGCAUGGAGGAUUAUCGCGGCUUGGGAGAUCAGCAGUGAUUGAAAUGAAUAGAUUGGGCAUGAUCGUCGACUGCUCGCAUGUCUCCGAAGACUGUGCCCGGCAGGUGCUACGCUUAACCAGAGCGCCUGUUAUGUUCUCGCACUCCAAUGUGAAGUCAGUAUUUGACUGUGCACGAAACCUGCCUGAUGAUAUAUUAGACAUGGUUCCAUCCAACGGCGGCAUUGUGAUGGUAACAUUCGUGCCGGAGCAUGUAGCCACGAGGCGCGCAGACGCUACGAUGGACAUGGUGCUAGAUCACUUGUUUUAUAUUGCUGAGCGAAUCGGCUGGGACCACGUCGGCCUCGGGUCUGAUUUUGACGGAAUUGCCUCUGUGAUUCACGGUCUAGAGGAUGUUAGAUGUUAUCCUCGCCUGCUACAGGCUAUUCUCGACCGGGGGGCCACUGAAGAGCAGCUGGCAAAGGUUGCCGGUGAGAAUCUAUUGCGUGUAUGGAAAGGCGUCGAAGAUGUACGAGACGAAAUGAAGGCAGAAGGCGUGCUCCCCGUGGAAGACGUAUGGGAAGACCGCACAUGGUGGCGCUAUGAUGGAUACUAUCAGAUGCCAGAUCCUGACCCUGAGGAUAAACUGGGGCUGGAUUGGUAUGGUGUGCCGCCCCCUGAGGAGGGGCUAUACCUUGAUUCAUGA
Messenger RNA from Talaromyces atroroseus, 1245 nucleotides. RefSeq lists its product as hypothetical. Gene Ontology annotation, molecular function: metallodipeptidase activity. Gene Ontology annotation, biological process: proteolysis. The transcript has 5 exons. The coding region runs from base 1 to 1245 and encodes 414 amino acids. The record is from RefSeq and is a predicted model, not a curated record. Lineage: Eukaryota; Fungi; Ascomycota; Eurotiomycetes; Eurotiales; Trichocomaceae.